GUCAUGGCUGCCGUAGCACUGGUACAGGGUGCGAGUAGGGGACUUGGACUCGAAUUUUGCAGAAAUAUCUUAAUAAACAAAACCCCAGGAGCAGUGAUCGCGACAUGCAGAAAUCCGGACACUGCUGCGGAGUUGAUGAGCUUAGUUGCGCAACACCCGGGAAUAGUGACAGUUCUGAAACUGGACGUAAGCAGAGAAGAUGACAUCCAAGACGCGGCUGAACAUGUUAAAAAGGCAUUCGGCAAAGUUGACCUGAUCAUCAACUCCUCAGCGAUGCUUCAUCCCUCUGGCAAAGGCGAGACCAGCCUGAGGGAUGUUUCUGCACAGGUAAACUAGCUAAAUCCAGUCAAGUCAUACAACUGUCAGGUGAUGGAGCUGGUCAAAAGUGAAACAGACGGAUUGUUGAACAGUUCAAGCUAAUCUGUGAUAGGUACAAAGCUGGGCUAAAUUGGCAAAUACAUUUUUGGAAUUUCAAAUCAAUUACAGUUAUUUUCUUGAAGAAAAUUGUACAACUUUAAUAGCCAUCAGAAGCCAUAAUAUAUUUACUUAUUGAUUGUAACAGUGUCAUUCAACAUUCUUCACAACAUGGUUAAAACUAUCAUGUGGAUGUCAUGGACUGUCAGUCCUUAAAUUGAGAGCACUGUCUAUGGAUUUGAGAGGUGUUACAUUUUCCUAGCCCCAUCCCUCAGCUGUAUACCUUUAACAAGUGGUUUUUCAAAUUGCAGACUCAUUCAUUGUUGUGUUUUUAGGGAAUAAUCUCAACAUUGACAACAAACACUGUGGGACCAUUGGUGAUGGCCAAGUACUUCGCUCCACUAUUGCAGAAGGGUAGUGGUGCAUUUGGCCAGCAGCCGCCAGAGAAAGCCAAACAGCAUAGUGGGAUCAUUGUCAACAUCACCGCAAAAGUCGGAUCCAUCGGUGAUAACGGUAUGCAUCAUAUGUAUAAUUUCGGAAGUCAAUCCCAUCAAUCAUAGAAUCAUCUUAAUUGAUCGAAUUGUUAAAAUAUUAAAGAAAUCCUUAUGAAUGGCCCUUAUUGGCCCUCCUGUAGCUCAGUUGGUAGAUCAUGGCGCUUGCAACGCAAGGGUUGUGGGUUCGUUUCCCACGGGGAGCCAGUAUGAAAAAUGUAUUCACUCACUAAUUGUAAGUCGCUCUGGAUAAGAGCAACAAAAAAAAGAAUGAUGAAGUGUCUAAUGGCUUCUUCUAUAUCUAAUAGAGCACAUUGAUGUAGGCUAAUAUGAUUUGACAGUUUUAUCAACUUAAGUUUGUGGUUACACAUUCACACAUCAAGCAGUCUAUACUUAUCGUUUAAAAGCAAAGGUCAUUGUGGGGGGGUGUGGGGGGGGGGGGGGGGGGGGUGCAUUAUAUAGCCUGCAUGUGGCCAUUCAACUUGUAAUUUGAACAACUUCAGAAUAAGUCUGUGUCUGUCUGUGUCUGUCCAUCUAGGUCUUGGCGGGUGGUACAGCUACAGAAUGUCCAAAGCAGCACUUAACAUGGCCACACGUAACCUGUCCAUCGAGCUGGGGAGGAGCAGGCCCAGAGUGGUGUGCGUGUCCAUGCAUCCCGGCACAGUGAAUACCGAUUUGUCCCGCCCCUAUCACAAGAACGUGCCCAAGGACAAGCUCUUCAGCACAGGCCACUCCGUGCACUGCCUCAUGAGCAUUAUAGAUAGCCUGAAUAUUGACAAAACAGGGAAGGCCUACAACUGGGACGGUUCAGAACUGCCCUGGUGAAAAAUAACAACACUACGCACAUUCCUCGACAAAGCUUACCAACCUCAGUCAACUCAGGUUCAUCUUAUAUUUUGACCGACUGUACCAACUGUACCCAAAAUAAUGAGUUUCCGCGUAUGGGGAUUUCCAUGAAUGAUGGUGGUAUCUUGUAUCCUGGUAUAGUGAUAUUACAUGAAUGAUGAUGAUAUGUUGUGUCCUGGUAUAGUGAUAUGGUGGUAUAUUGUGUCCUAGAAGCUGGCAUGAGAAAAUAAAGAUACUUUAGUGCUGUUGUUUUACUUAUAUUGAAAUUGAAUUAUUAUCGGUGUAAGAUUCUUGGUAAAAGAGUGACAGUAAUACAGACCCUUCCUUCAACCCCUCAAAUAGAUCAUGAAAAGUUUGGGGCUUCUUUUUGAAACAACGAAAGCAAUAAAGAGAAAUGAUAAGAGUACUGUCAAAAAAUCUUAUUGAAAAGGUGAUCUG
Molecule: messenger RNA, 2189 nt
Organism: Coregonus sp. 'balchen'
Lineage: Eukaryota; Metazoa; Chordata; Actinopteri; Salmoniformes; Salmonidae
Source: the annotation of a GenBank genome assembly